CCGCAAAAUUCUCUUCUUCCUCGGUUCGCUUCCGCCGCUCUCGUUGCUCUCCUCCGGUUCCUCGCCACUCCCUUUGCCGGGGCUGCCAACCCUCCGGCCAUCCGCACCUCGCCGCCGCUCGGCUCUCACCACCAUCCGCCCACCUCUGCUCCCGUAUCUCUUCAUCUACGCGCGGAGCCACACCACAUUGGAGAGCAUACCAUAACCCUAGCUAGGGUGAUAGACCCCCGGAUGGAGGCCGCCGCCUCCAGCCUCUCGUCGCUGCUCGUCAGCCUCCGCGUGGACGGCCCCUGGACGCCGCCUGCAGCCUGGGAUUCCAUCGCCCCCGAGAGCGCGUCCGCCGGUGUUCCAGGCCCUGCAGGGCGUCCCUCUCGGGAUCCAAUCUACGAGCUCACCUCCGUUCCUGAUGCUGCUUUGGUUCGUUUGGCUUUGCAUGCACUGCAUGGUGUCAAAUCAUCGCUAGAUGAGAUUGACGAGCUUUCUGUGUUGUUCUCCUCAAGUCCGGCAGACAGGACAUCUCAUCGCAUUGCAAAUGUGUGGUCACGGUCAUCUAGCACUGCCUCUAUUGGACAUAUUCUCAGUUCUAUAGGCUCUACAGGUCUUGCAGUUUUCUUCUUGCGCAAGUUUGUGCACUAUUAUCUUUUCCAAAGUCGAGAAGUAAAUUGUGGAAAUAGAGAAGGACAUGGACAUGAUGUUUCUGAUGACAAAGACACUGAGCAUUCUCCUCCUUAUAGUCUAGUGAACCAAGCAUUUGCUGCAGCAGUUGAAAAAGUUCUAGAAGGCUAUUUCUGUUCCUUGAAUACUUUACCACCUUCAGUUAAGCUGAGGCGGUCAGUGGGACAACCUGAUAGACCUUCCAUGACCUCAGAUAGAGCUAGUUGUAAUUCUAGCUCUGAAAUCACUCUUCUGGAAGUUUAUCUCCACACCGAGGAGUUGAGAAGGCAUAUUAAGUCCCUUGGAAAUAUUUGUUUUCCUAAGUUUGCAGGUCUUGCAUUAUGCCAGGAGGGUUUGACUACUGAUUCUAACUUGGAGUUUGAGAAUUUUCCGCGGGGCACUGAUUUGCUUUCUUAUUUGUAUGUCCGCCUUCGUGAUGCUGAUCCAGUUCACUAUGCUCUUUUGAAAUAUCUCUUCAUUCGUUCCUGUGAGCCAUACUGUAACUUCAUUAAGUUAUGGAUUUACCGAGCUAGUGUUGAUGACCCUUAUGAAGAAUUUCUCAUAACACAAACCGAGAACAACCAGAUUCAAGGAGGUUCGUUGGGCCCACUAGGUGAUUUCACUGCAUUGCCCUUCAAGGGAAGUAAUCAUGUAUCUGUUCCAUGUUUUCUGAAAGAUAUAUGCAAUCCUCUUUUACGCACUGGGCAGCAGCUUCAAGUGCUCAUGAAGGUUGUAAAGUCAUGCAAUCUUUGUUCUACUGGAGGAGAUAAUUAUGACACUAGUAAAACUAUCCUUCUGGAGGAAAUUCUCCCAUGGUUUGGUACGCCAAUUGAGUGCUCAGUGAAUUCAUUUACUUUCUCAAAAAGCAAGGCUGAAGCAGUAAUAUGUCAGAGAGACGCUAUGUACAAGUCAAUGCUAGAGAAGCUCCAUCAUUUUUUCUUAAAUAUUGAGAUAAUUCCUUUUGGUCCUCCGUCAAACUCCCUGCAUAAAAGUAAAAGCCCUCUAGACACAUCAGUUUCAGAUGUGGAGCUAUUGUAUGGCGGCACCCAUGCUCUACCAAUUUGUGAUAUUAUGUCUGCAGAUGAAAAAGACAAUGAUGCUUAUUCAACAUCGCAAGAAUCUUCAGAUAAACUAGAUCCACUGGAAUCUUCAGAAUGCUCUUCUUCUUAUAGUUCUAUGGAUGAAAUUGAGGUUGAGAGUGGCAUCACUUGUGGUAAUUUGUCUAGUUCCAGGUUUUCAUUGUACUAUACAAGUACAGGUGAAGCAAAAUGCUCCUCAGAAACACAAAAUGUGCUUUCAUAUCAAACUAGUUCUCAUCACAACGGGACAAACUCUGCAAGCCCUAAUGAUGAGCACCAUAGAAAUGUUGAUUUGGGUUGCAGCAACGUUCCCAUGCACUCGCAGAAUGUGGAACAUAAUGUGAUGCCUGAUGCUCUAGAACUGGAUUACCAGUAUAGUAAAUUUUGGCCAUUUGGCAAAUUUCCAAAGAACACAUUUAAUAGUUCCCCUGGAAAAAUGUGUUUAGUUGAUGAGUUUCUGUAUACUAACAAUGAAAGUGCAGUGGAGCAAGUAUCACAUGAUGAUGUAGUUUAUCCAUCACACACAGAGAAGUCUUGCAAUUCUAGCAUUCCUUACAAUCUCAGCACCAAUCCCAUUCUGAAGAAUGCGGCUGGUCAUCAUAUGGAGAGUGACUUGCGAGGAAAAUGGAAAAAUCAAGCACUUAAAAGCUUUGCUUUCGAGUCGGUCACGAAUCCAUGUGAAGUAUACUGUGAAAGAAGCACGUCCCUUGUGGAGUCUGAAGCCGGAGCUACAAAGGUUGUACAUUCCACUGCUCAGAUUUCUAAACAGCCUGAUUGUUCCAGUGAGCUUCUUCAAGCUAAGACAGGGAGUCAGGGAUACCUUGCUUCAUCAGGAGAAACAGAAGCAAGUGAUAAUCUUCCAAAAAAUGUCUGCGGGGGAGCAUUAUGGGAGAAAUUGUUAGAAUAUACUGCUAAAUCAACAGAAAAGAUAGCUGGAGAUAGUAGUUCAGCAUCUGAUAUGCCACUUGAUAUAGCUAUUGACAAGUGCAUUAUACAAGAAAUUCUGCUUCAAUAUAAAUAUGUUAGCAGCUUCACAAUGAAGUUGCUUGAGGAGGGUUUUGAUCUUUGUGGACAUCUACUAGCACUACGACGGUACCAUUUCAUGGAACUAGCUGACUGGGCAGAAUCUUUUAUUGUUUCCAUUUAUCAUAAGAAAUGGUUCUCUGUUAAGUCUGAGCAGAAAAGAGCAGAGAUCCAAGGGCUUCUUGACUUGGCCUUGCAGAGGUCUUCAUGUGAUACCGAUCCUUAUAAGGAAAAACUGUUUAUAUACAUGAAAGAACAGCCAGUCACUUCUGUGGCAGCCUCUGAACAUGGUUUCCACAUGCUGGAUGACUUCUUGCUGGGUUAUAAAGUUGAUUGGCCAGUGAAUAUUGUCAUUACAGAGGAGGCACUUAGGAGAUAUGCUGAAAUAUUCUGUUAUCUUGUUCAAGUCAGGUUUGCAGUCUUAUCACUGACUGAAGUAUGGCGGUUUCUAAAGGAGUUGACACAGUUAAUCAGUCGCUCUGGCCACAGUAGACCUGAUAUAUUGAAAGAAUUAAACUCUGUGAUGAAAGUGAGACAUCAAGUUUACCAUUUUCUAUCAACAUUACAGCAGUACCACCAUUGCAAUUUGUCUGAUAUAUCAUGGCGCCGUUUUCAACAUUCCCUUAAACAUCAGGUUAAAGAUAUGCGGGAUAUCGAGUAUGUGCAUUUGUGUUAUGUUACAGACGCACUUCACAUAUGUUUCUUAUCCAAUGAGACAAAACCAGUUGCCACCAUAAUCAAAAGCAUGCUUCAACAAGCUUUGGAGUUCCGGUCAUGUUUUAAGAGUCUUAAUGACCUUUCAGAAUCAACAGUUAAUCAGCUUAAUCUGCAUUCUCUUAUAAACUUCUCUCAGGUGGAUGCAAUUAAAACGAGGUUUGAGAGUAACAUCAAAGAUCUGUAUAUUUUGCAUUCGAAGUCUUCAAAGUAUGAGGAGCUUGGUCUUUCUCGCUUCUGGGGGUAUCUGAACUACAAUGAGUAUCACUCUUUGAAAAUCACCAAGGAUGUGGGAUGCUUCUACUUCUGACAUGACAAUGUGAAAAGAGGUGCAUCCAUUUAUCUUGCAAUUUCCGGAACUAGUUCACCUUUUGCAUCCCUUCGUGACAAAAGUUAGUGAGUGUGAUUGUGCGCUAGUUGUGAGGUCUCUUUGUUUGCAUUUGCAAGCAGAAAGAAGCAGAACGUAGGGGGGAGGCUUCUCCAUUCAGAGAUACAUAUUGUUAAGAUCAGCAGUUCUUGUAUAUUCCUUUCACUAAAGAGAUUGGAGCUAUGUUAUUGAUUAAUUUAUGGAGCAUUUAUACUUGAAAAUGGAAUGCCCGGUUGGGAAGUUAGAAUAUUGGAAAUUCAUUCAAAAUUUUCAGUGAAAAGGGGAAGUUACAUGACUUGAAAA
This is a messenger RNA of Triticum dicoccoides, 4140 nucleotides long. RefSeq lists its product as uncharacterized. Gene Ontology annotation, molecular function: gamma-tubulin binding; microtubule minus-end binding. The record is from RefSeq and is a predicted model, not a curated record. The transcript has 14 exons. Lineage: Eukaryota; Viridiplantae; Streptophyta; Magnoliopsida; Poales; Poaceae. Bases 232 to 3780 code for a protein of 1182 amino acids. Gene Ontology annotation, biological process: meiotic cell cycle; microtubule nucleation; spindle assembly. Gene Ontology annotation, cellular component: microtubule organizing center; gamma-tubulin complex; spindle pole.